GUUAAACCAGCCAACUUGGCGGGGAGACAAGCCCCAAGCUUUUUUGCGAAACAGAUCAUCACGUCACCUCACCCGUCCGUCCACCAUUCUCCCAUAAUAACUACCUACAACAAUUCAAGGCCCCGUCAAUUGACUUGAUGCAUCCACCAUGAACGCCGCACGCCUCGCCGCCCGCCGUCCAGCAUACCGCUGCCUCAAUGCCCACCCACGACUGCGCCAAAUCCACGUAGCUGGACGAGGCGGCCGCUUUGGAGAGAAACCCUCCCGCGCCAGGCUCGACGACAUCUCUGUCCACCGCGCCGACGCAAUCCGCUAUGCGCGAUACAAAACCCGCCGGAACUGGCUCGCCGCGGGCGCUGCCCUCUCGAUGAUUGCACCCAUGAUCCUCGUCCGAUUUUGGGACCUCCCUCCGCCCUCAGAACCCGAGAACCAGCAACAGCAAGACCACCAGCAGCAGCAGCAAAACCAAACACAACCCAGCGGACCCUCAACGACACAACAACUCGUCGACCUCAUCAAGCCCAGGCCCGUCCAAGCCGACAGCCCACGCAUCGCGGCGGACGAAUUCCACGGCAAGAAGGUCGUCCUCGCCGCCGGCGACAAGAUCAUCGCGGCGCCCAAGGACUCCGAACACCCCACUCCCUCCGACGUCGACACCAUCGAGCUCGUCGAGACAGGCACGUCCUACGUGCCCUACUUCCCACGCACCAUCUCCCUCCCCGACACCACGGGGCCGGAGGGCAUCGCCUCGGAGGCAUCGUACACGCUAUUGGGGCUCGGCAUCCGCAAGGUGUCGUUCCUCAACAUCCAGGUGUACGUCGUCGGGCUGUACGUCAAGAGUGCGGACCUCGCGAAGCUGCAGAACCAGCUCAUCAACACGGUGAACCCGAGCGCAUCGGCGCUGAUCCCGGGCGAGAAAGAGGAUCUGAGGAAGGCGCUGCUGGGGCCGGAGUCGUCGACGCAGGUGUGGCGGGCGAUUGUGGCGAGGCAGGGUGCAGAUGCGGUGGACAUGGCGUUCCGGAUCGUGCCGACGAGGGGCACGGAUUUCAAGCAUUUGCAGGAUGCGAUGAUGAGGGGGAUUACGAAUAGGACGGACGAUGUGAGGAGGAGGCAGGCGGAUAUGUUGAGGCAGCAGGCCAAGGAGAGCAAGACGGUGGUGCUGCCGAAACCGGUGGAGGAGGGGGAGUUCGAGGAUGAGAGGUUCGGGGUCGCGAUGAAGGAGUUCAAGGCGUUGUUCCAAGGCAGGGGCAAGGCUGGGAAGGGUUCGGUGGUCAUCAUGAAGAAGGAUAAGGAUGGUGCGUUAAGCGGCAUUUACCAGCCUGUUGUCAAGACGAACAAAGGCGAGAAGAUGGGUGAGAUGGUCAAUCUGGGUGAGGUCAAAGACCCACGCAUCAGUAGACUGGUGUGGGAGAUCUACCUCGCUGGUCCGAAUGUGAGUUGCGAGGAGGCAAGGAAGAGCAUCGUUGACGGCUGUAUCUCCAUCGUCGAGCGGCCCGUUGGAACCGUCGAGAACAUGAUCCAGUAAGUCAGUCAGGACAUAUAUUCAAUUGACGUAGAUAUAUGUUGUACCAUAGUGUAUAUGUAUACCAAUCACCAAGGCACGAAAUCCGCCCAUAUCCUAACCCAAC
Molecule: messenger RNA, 1628 nt
Organism: Aaosphaeria arxii CBS 175.79
Lineage: Eukaryota; Fungi; Ascomycota; Dothideomycetes; Pleosporales
Exons: 1
Coding region: 149-1525 (458 amino acids)
Molecular function (GO): intramolecular lyase activity
Source: RefSeq, a predicted model, not a curated record